GUCGCGUUGUGACGGACGAACGGCGACGUGCGGACGUUUGUCUAUGGAACAGUCGCUCGCGGCACGACAAGCUCGUAUUGAAUUUGUGAGAAACUAUUUCAUGUGUAGUGAAAUAAGAGAAAUUAUCACAUUUCUCGCAUGAGAGUGAAUAAAAUAACCGUUUGAACAUGGCGUUGGAGGGUGUUAAAAGUGAAAAAAGUGAGGAAAACAACGGGAACGUCCCAGACGGCAAGGCGAACGGGGUCGACAACAAAAGUAAACAGAUAGACCCGAACACAGCGUUCCUGCGAGCGGCGCGCGCCGGACAACUCGAAACCGUCGUUGACCUCCUCGACUCCGGGGCGGUCAAAGACAUCAACACUAGCAAUUCGAAUGGCCUGAACGCGCUACACUUGGCAGCUAAAGAUGGCCACAUCGCAGUGGUCGAGGAGCUCCUCAAACGGGGGGCCAUCGUGGACGCAGCUACUAAGAAAGGCAACACAGCCCUACACAUAGCAUGCCUAGCGGGCCAGGAGCCAGUGGCGCGGGCGCUGCUCGGCGCAGGCGCCAAGGCAGACGCUCAGUCUGCUGCUGGCUUCACUCCACUAUACAUGGCCGCGCAGGAGAACCAUGCUGGUUGUGUGAAGAUGCUGUUAGCUGCUGGCGCUAGUCAAACACUAGCCACUGAGGAUGGCUUCACCCCAUUAGCUGUGGCCAUGCAGCAGGGACACGACCGCGUGGUCGCCGAGUUGCUAGAAUCUGACACGAGAGGCAAAGUGCGGUUGCCUGCCCUGCAUAUUGCUGCUAAGAAGAAUGACGUCAAGGCUGCCACAUUAUUGCUAGAAAACGAACACAACCCCGACGCCUGUUCCAAGUCCGGGUUCACACCGCUACACAUAGCCGCGCAUUACGGGAACGUCGGUGUGGCCAAGGCUUUACUCGCCGCCGGUGCCGACUCGGGCCGAGCGGCUAAACAUAAUAUCACACCACUGCAUGUUGCCAGCAAGUGGGGACAGCUGGCUAUGGUAGAUCUACUGGUAGAAAAUGGUGCAAACAUUGCCGCUGUGACGAGAGACGGCCUCACCCCUCUGCAUUGCGCUGCGCGCUCCGGACACAGCAACGUCGUGUCGCGGCUGUUACAACACGGUGCCCCCAUCACGAGCAAAACGAAGAACGGACUAACGCCUCUCCACAUGUCCGUCCAAGGCGAACACGUGGAGACGGCCAAAGUCCUCCUCACAGAGGGCGCCCCCAUCGAUGACGUCACCGUAGACUACCUGACGGCCCUACACGUCGCUGCUCACUGUGGACAUGUCAAAGUAGCCAAGCUGCUUCUCGACAGAAACGCAGACGCAAACGCCAGAGCUCUGAACGGCUUCACUCCUUUACACAUCGCCUGCAAGAAGAACAGGCUUAAGGUCGUUGAACUGCUGCUCAAAUAUGGUGCCAGUAAAUCAGCGACCACAGAAUCCGGCCUGACGCCCCUCCACGUGGCGUCGUUCAUGGGCUGCAUGAACAUCGCCCUUGUGCUAGUGGGCGCGGGAGCGGAGGCGGACGCGUGCACGGCGCGCGGUGAAACACCCUUGCAUCUGGCCGCCAGGGCACAUCAGACGGAUCUAGUGCGGGUGCUGCUGCGAAACAACGCUAAGGUGGAAGCCCGAGCACGCGAAGAGCAGACUCCUCUCCACGUAGCAGCACGUCUUGGACACGCCGACAUCGCUGCGUUGCUGUUACAACAUGGCGCCGAUGUCGCUGCAGCUACCAAGGACCAUUACACGCCGCUACACAUCGCAGCUAAAGAAGGCAAAGAAGAAGUAGCCUCCAUUUUACUCGACAACAACGCGCCAAUCGAAGCCGAGACCCGCAAAGGUUUCACACCCCUGCACCUCGCGGCCAAAUAUGGCGACAUCGGAGUAGCCCGGCUCCUACUCGCCAGGGGCGCGCAACCUGACGCGCCAGGCAAAAGCCACAUCACACCUCUACACAUGGCUACUUAUUACGGACAUCCAGAUAUCGCGUUGCUUCUCUUGGAUAAAGGUGCGUCGCCGCACUCGCUCGCCAAGAACGGUCAUUCAGCGCUGCAUAUCGCCUGUCGGCACAACCAUCCUGACAUCGCGUUCGCGCUGCUCGAACAUGACGCGGACCCGGGCGUGAAAUCCAAGGCCGGGUUCACACCGCUGCACAUGGCGGCCCAAGAAGGGCAUGAGGACUGCGUGGAAAUGCUCAUAGAGAGAGGGGCUGAUGUCAACGUUCCGGCUAACAAUGGCCUAACUCCAGUGCACCUAGCCGCCUCCGAAGGCCGCACAGCCGUCCUGAAGGCGCUGCUGGCGGCCGGCGGGCAGUGCGGCGCGCGCACCCGCGACGGCUACACGCCGCUGCACGCCGCCGCGCACCACGGCCACCACGCGGCCGCCAGGGCGCUAGUGGAGGCCGGGGCGGACGUCACAGCCAGGGCUCAACAUGGGUUCACGCCCCUGCACCAAGCGUCGCAGCAAGGCCACACGCUCAUCAUUCAGCUCCUGCUCAAGAGUAAUGCUGAUCCGAACGCACUCUCUGCUAACGGGCAGACUGCGUGCGCCAUCGCCGACCGUCUGGGCUACAUCAGCGCUGUGGAGGCUUUACGUCCAGUCACGGAGAAUACUCUUAGCCAAGCCGUCGGUGACACUGGCGGCUUGGAGGGCAAAUACAGAGUGGCUGCGCCUGAGCUCAUGCAGGACACCUUCAUGAGCGAUUCCGAGGACGAAGGAGGAGAAGUCGAGUGUCCAAUUCAGCAGCAGCAACAAUACCGCUACAUGAACAGCGAGGCCGGCACCCUGCACCGGGCGCGGCCCCUCGAGGACUCCGUCACGGACGGCCACCUCUACCCCAGCAACAAUGACAAGAAGGUGGCCACCAUCGACCGGCAGCCGCUCGACAUCGGAUUUCUGGUGUCGUUCGUGGUGGACGCGCGCGGCGGGGCCAUGAAGGCCAAGCGGCGCGGCGGCGUGCGCAUCGUCGUGCCGCCCGCCGCCUGCGCCGCCCCCACCCGGGUCACAUGCCGAGCGGCCACGCGGCGCGCGCCGGCCGCGGCGCCGCCGCCGCUGAUGGAGGGCGAGGCGCUGGCGUCGCGCCUGCUCGAGCUGCAGCCGCAGGGCGCCAAGUUCCUGGCGCCAGUAAUAAUCGAGGUGCCUAUCUUCACAUCGUCGUGCAAAGAGCGAGAGAUCGUCAUCCUACGAUCAGACACCGGCGACACGUGGCAGGACCACUAUCUGCACAAUAAUGACAACCCUAUGAUACAGGAAGCGUUACAUCGCGAGCGACUUGAGCACGGCACGUCUGGCGAAACACUGGGCGAAAAUGGCGAACGAGUGACCAGAAUUAUCACCUGCGACUUCCCUCAUUACUUGGCUGUCGUUUCCCGCGUACGACAAGAAGUUCACAUCAUCGGGCCAGAGGGCGGCACUGUGUCCAGCUCGCAUAUACCACAGGUCCAAGCGUUAUUCCCACCGCAAGCGCUCACAAAACGCAUCCGCGUCGGCGUGCAAGCGCACGGCGCACCGGCCGCUCUGUGCAAGCGAGCGCUCCCGCGACACGUCGCAGUCGCUCCGGUUAUUACUGUGGAACCGAGACGGAGGAAGUUCCAUCGCUCCAUCACGCUCACAUCACCGCUGCCCAAGACCGAGAAUGGACCCCACGACAAGCAGUCCACGUCAACCCUGCGACUGCUGUGUUCGAUCAUGGGCGGGCAGGCGCGCGCUGUAUGGGAGGACGUCACUGGUUCCACGCCGUUGACGGUCACUGAUGAUUGCGGAUCGUUCACUACCACCGUCUCGGCCAGAUUCUGGUUGAUGAAUUGUCAAAACGUCAGCGAUGCCACCAAAUUAGCGACUGAACUUUACAAGGAGAUGUUGCUGGUGCCAUUCGAAGUCCGUAUCGUGGUGCUGGGCAAGCGGCUAGACGCGCUGGAAGGCAGGCUGCUGGUGCUGUACAUCACCGAUAGAUACGCGUACGAGACUCUGCUGCAGCAGGAGCACUACACGGAGGUGGCGCACUCCACGUCGGUGAAGUUCCUGGACAGCAAGGAGGUGUACCUGGAGUUCAGCGGGAACCUGGUGCCGGUCACCAAGUCCGGCUCGCAGCCCAUGUUCAAGUUCGAGGCAUUCAAGGACAACCGCGUGGAGUUCCCGGUGCGAGUGAAACAUCACGAGGAGAGCCCCUCCGGACGCAUUUACUUCAUGAACGAACCUAAGGUGCCGAAGGGCGAGCAGUCGCAGACGCCGGCGUGCGUGCUGGACGUGGAGCUGCCCGAGAGGAUCGCGCCGCGCGCCGGCAAGAGCCAGGUCGACUGCCUCAACCUCGACCAGUCCGGUUUCGACGCGCUGAAGGACGAGCUGAGCUUCCACAGCUGGGACCACCACCAUCACCACGGGCCCAUCGCGCCGCCGCCACCGCCGCCUCUCAACGGACACACGGACGACGACUUGAUUAUUACGAACGGCGACGUGAAAUAUCCUACUAGGGACUCCGAAGAUGCAGUCAUCAAACCACAACCCAACGGUGACACCAAUCACGUCGACUCAAACAAAGUCAAAGCCACGUUCGACUCCGAUGAGGACAAAACUCCCAUGAACACCCUCGAGAAAGGAGACAAGGAGAAGGGCAAGAAGAAGGAGGGCUUCCUCGGGGGCCUCGCCGACAAGGUCAAACACGUCUUCAGCCACAGCCAGGACGAGGACGACAAAGACUCCCCCAAACCCAAACCCAGAGAGUCCAAAGAAAAGAGCCCACCGAAACAAAAGAAAGACAAGAACUCACCAAAACGAGACGACAAAGAAAAGAGCCCGCCUAAACAACAGAAAGAAAAAACCCCUAAACCCGAAGAAAAAGAAAAGACACCACCCAAACCUGCACCUAGAAUCAUUAGCGAAGACUUACUCGAAAAAGUCGAUGAUAUAUUCAAGGAUCUCAAAACGAAACCGCAUCAAAAGGAGAAGGAGGAAGAUCUCAACAGUGAAGUGUACACAACUCGCCUAGUUGUUGAUGAAGAUAGACCGGCAAACUUGCAGAAUAUUACUGAAGAAUUGUAUGAGCAAUACGCUAAUAUGCAGCCGGUAGAAACGCCCAUGCGAGUUCCCAAGAUAGAUCCCUUCGCGUACCCUACAGUGUGCUGCGAUGGCCCCAAGGGACCCAAACAUAGUCACGAAGAAACCUCUACCUUACUCGAUCAAAUUGAACAAGCUAAAUUCGCCGCACAUGAAAAGUUACAUGACGUUGGUGACAAAGUACAAAGCAAUGUGGAUGAAGGUGUUGCUAAGUUGGGACAAGAAAAAGAUAAGUUGAAGCGCCAAGCGUCAGAAUUAAAAGACGAUCUAAUCAUCAAGGAAGAAAACUUUAUAAAGAGUGCUAAAGAUCACGCAAAUGACGCCAAACAAGCAACUGAAGACAGUAUUAACAAGCUCGAGGAAUCCGCGCAUAAAGCUCACGAUGACAUUAACGCUAAAGCUGCAGAUAUUCAAUCGAAUGUUGCCGACGAAUUUGAAAACUUUAAGUCCUCAGCAAACAACGUUUAUGAGAAUGUCGCUUUUGCUGUAGGAGAUUCUAAAAAUAAUUUGAUAAACAAAGCUCAUACAUUGGAUUUCCUGGCGCAAGAACAAGCGGAAGAGCUAAAGAACAGAGGACAUGAGCAGAUGUCGCAAAUCGGACAAAAGGCGAAAGAAGGCGCUAAUGCUGCCAGCGACACCUUCCACACAGUACAAGAUAAUGUUAACCACAAAGCCCAGGAACUAAAAGCAGGUGCCAAAGAAACCGCCGACAAUAUAAAAGAUAAAACGAACGAAAAAUUACACGAUCUUGGUGAAUCGAUAGACAGCGCUAAAGAAAAAGCCGAAGAGGCCGCCGCUGAUCUUAAGUCUAAAGCUGGAAAAGAAAAGGACAAAGCGAAAAAAGAGGCUAAGAAAGCCAAGAAAGAAGGCAAGAACUUUAUUUCUGGCCUAGUAAGCAACAUUUUCGGUGAGAAAGAAAAGAUCGAAAAGGAAGUGAAAGGAAAAGUUGCCGAAGGAAAAGAUGCAGCUAACAACCUGUUAAAUGAAGCGUCGAAUAAAAAAGACGAAAUCAAGGAAGCCGUUGAGCAUAAACAUGAGGAACUUAAAGAUGAUGCUAAUCGCUUAGCUGAAAACGUAAACGACAAAGCUAAGGAAGCUGAAAAGGCGUUACACGAUAAGAAAGAUGAGUUACAGAAAGCGGCACAUGACAAAAAGGAAGGCAUUAAACAUGCGGCCCAAGAAGUCGGCGAUGCCAUACACAAUAAAACUCAAGAGGUCAGUCAGACCCUACACAACAAGAAAGAAGAGGUCGGUAAGGCUGUUCACGAUACUACAGAACAGGUCGGCAAAGCGAUUAGUGAUAAAAAGGAAGAAGUUGGGCAGGCUAUUCAUGACAAAAAGGAAGCUAUUCAGGACAAGGCACAAGAGGUUGGUAAAGCUAUUAACGAUAAAACGCAGGAGGUUUCUAGUGCAGUUAAAGACAAGGCUAACGAAGUAAGCACGGCUAUUCACGAUAAGAAGGAAGCGGCAGCACACGCUGCUCACGAAUUCGGUCAAGCUGUUCAAGACAAAACGCAAGAAGUUUCCAACGCUGUUCAUGAUAAAGCUCACGAAGUUGGCUCAGCCAUCCAUGAUAAGAAGGAUCAAGUUUCACACGCUGCUCACGAAUUCGGUCAAGCUGUUCAGGACAAAACGCAAGAAGUUUCCAACGCUGUUCAUGAUAAAGCUCACGAAGUUGGCUCAGCCAUUCAUGAUAAGAAGGAUCAGGUUUCACACGCUGCUCACGAAUUCGGUCAAGCUGUUCAGGACAAAACGCAAGAAGUUUCCAACGCUGUUCAUAAUAAAGCUCACGAAGUUGGCUCAGCCAUCCAUGAUAAGAAGGAUCAGGUUGCAAAUGCUGCUAACGAAUUCGGCCAGGCUGUUCACGACAAAACGCAAGACGUUUCCAACGCUGUUCAUGAUAAAGCUCACGAAGUUGGCUCAGCCAUCCAUGAUAAGAAGGAUCAGGUUUCACACGCUGCUCACGAAUUCGGUCAUGCUGUUCAGGACAAAACGCAAGAAGUUUCCAACGCUGUUCAUGAUAAAGCUCACGAAGUUGGCUCAGCUAUCCAUGAUAGGAAGGAAGAGGUUUCAAAUGCUGCCCACGAAUUCGGCCAGGCUGUUCACGACAAAACGCAAGACGUUUCGAAUGCUGUUCAUGAUAAAGCACACGAAGUCGGCUCAGCCAUUCACGACAAAACAGAUGAAGCCAAACAUGCACUACAAAACAAAGCAUCAGAACUAGGAAACGCGGUGCACGACAAGAAAGCACAAGUACAAAAUGUUGCAGAAUCAGAAAUGGAUAGAAUAAGACAAACCGCCGAACAAACCACUGAACAAAUCAAGAAAUCAGCCGAAGAUACAAUCAACGCUGCUGCUGACAAAAAAGCAGAAUUACAAUCGAAUCUGUCGAAUAAAUUCGACGACCUACAAAAGCAAGGACACGAUGAACUACACCACAUCAAAAACGCCGCAAGCGACAAGGUUGGCGAUCUACAGCAGGCGUCUAAAAACGCGUUCGACCACGUUCAAGACUCGGCCUUAAGUACUUUCGAUAGAGUCGAAAGUUCAGCUAAGGACAAAGUGAACGACGCGAGAGACCAAUGGGAAGAUUUGCAGAGUUCCACCAGAGAUACUUAUGCUGAUUUCAGGAAUGACGUUCACGGUUUAGAAAGUUCCGCGCAAGACACGCUACACAGCUUCCAAAGUUCCGCUGGAAACACGUUUGAUAGCUUGGAUGACUCGACGAAGGAAUUCUUGGGUGGUGUUCAGAGCUCGACGCAAAAUUUCGAGAAUAAUUCUAAAGAACUCUUCGGUGAUAUGAAGGAGUCUUUUGAGGGCUUCCAAGUCUCGGCUGAAAAUCAAUUGGAGGAUGUAAAAGGGGCCGCUAAGCAGAGGUUUGAGGACAGUAAGGGUGCGGCGGCGGAGAGGCUAGAGGAUGUCAGUGAGAGACUCGAGGGGGUGAAGGAGGGGGCGAAGGAGGGAGGACAGGCGGUGGGGGACGCGGUGGCCAACGAGGCGGACAAAUUCACGAGCAGUCUUAACGAUUUGGGCAACUCCGUGUUUGGAUCUUCAGGCAAAGGUUUCAUGAAGGAUUCCAGCACAAAACUAUUAGAAUCGGAGAAAGCGCAGUCCUCGCCCUCACCACACAAAAAGGGCUCAGGUUUUUUCUCCAAGCUACGGCGCAGUCCGUGAAGGCGACCAAUAGCAUCACUCCGCGGUUUUGAAACGAAAGGCGAUUGGCGGAUGGAUAGAAUGUAUGCUUUAAGUACAUUUUUAUUAGAUAGCGGUAUACUGCUUUAGACGUGUUGGCCCUUCCUGUAAGCUUCUUUAGAUCUAAGGAGAAGUAAAAUAUAAUAUGUAUUUCACUAACAAUUUCGGUAAAAUUAGUGAUAAUAAUAUUAUAUUCAGCCAUUGUUAGCAAUUCAAUAAGAGCGAAAAUAAAAUGGAAACAAUGUUCGCGGUGGUAUGGUUACUUGUUAGAAUAUUGUAUCAAUAGAGUUUUACAGCUAUCGUGAUAGGUGAUAGUUAUCCAAAUGGUUUUGUAACAUUUUAAUUAAAUAGCGACUUGAAAAGUUAUCUACAAAAAUGUUACAAAUGAUUUUGGACGGUUUAUCGUUGAAGUGUUCAAAAAUGUAACCUGCCAUUGGAUUUUAAAUACCUAAGUUUGAAGUUUUAUAGCGUUGAAUUUUAUAGGGUAGAUAUGGUUUAAGCAGAAUCGAAUACCUUGCCUUAAUCCUCAAUAGCAGGAAAUGAUAAGACCAAUGCACACCAGAUACGUAAACCAGCAGGGCCCUUUAUAAUGUAAUCUGUAUCACAUUAUGUAUUUGCAUUUUGUGACUUUAACAUAAUGUGUCGAUCAUGCAACGUAAAGUUAUACCAUACAUAAGUAAAUCACGUAUCUACGUAAAGAGAAGAGCCGUGUUACGUAUUAGAUGUGUAUGGGCCUUAAAUGAAUCGUUGCGGUGUCGUGUAAACUACAAAAACUACACAGCAAAUUGGUUCAUUUUCUCGCAACUUUUAUACUUUAAUAAGAUUACCAGUUGCCUUUACUCCCUCGACAAUAGCAAUUUAUUUCCCGCCUAUAAGAUUUUAAAUUGGUGUCUUAAUGUUUUGUUGUGUUGUGGAUAUGUGUUAAGUGCACACAAGUGUGCGGUGUGUCACAAGAAUGUUAAUUGUUCAUAUGGGUGCUUGGACGGAGGCCACAACUAAAGUUAUCUUAUAAUAAAUAUAGUCUUACUGUGGGACAAUGCAAGUAUACUGUAGUACCUAAUAAAGAUGUAAAUGUUUGAUGUUUGAAGUGCCGUAUGUGGGAAAUAUAUAUCCCUUAGCUUGGUAAAGGGUUAAAAACAGUUUAAGUAUGGCUUCGCUGCUAUUUACCUUUUCAUUCAUACAAAAUGAGAUUUUAAAUUAUACUAGCAUUGUCCCAUUGUAUUUAAAGUAAUACUAAGUAUAGCGUUAAAUUCAUACUUAUCACAGCUCACUACUCUACAUAUAGCGCACCGAUCGUAAACGUAUACUAUUUUACGAAAAAGCCAUUAUUUUAGACGGUACGUCGUUAAAUAGGCGUAGUAUAAAGUUAUAUCGUUUUAUAUGAUUGGAAUGCAUUGUCUAUCUAUCCUCGUAAGACCCAAUAUAUAGUUUAGUAAACCUACUUAUUUUGUCCGUAGAAAAAUAAGCAAAGUUUAAAAUUUCUAUGGCAGCUUUAUAGUCCGUUUUUUUUAGCAUUAGAAAGAACUUCGCAGAAGUAAGCUUGUGGUUGCAAACCCGGCACUUUUAGCGGUAAUAAUUUGAAGUAAAUUAUAUGUAUUGACCAUGCUACAUUAGAUAAUUCAAUAAUUAUUAACAAAUAACGAGCCUGAUAAAAACUGCACGCUUGCUUCUGUGGAGUUCUUUCUAAUGCUAAAAAAAACGAACUAUAGUCAUCGUAACCCUAUACCGGGUGUGGCCUGUAACACGAGCAAAUAAUUAAAACAUAGAUUGUACUCCUCAAACGGUGACCUAUUGCUCAAAAAUUAUUAAGUAUUUAGACUCCCUAUUUUUCAUACAAAAUAAAUAUUAUCUUCAAUGGACGCCAUCGCCACGCCAUAUCAUUGUGAUUGACGUUGCUUGUCAAGCCUUAAACAUAACAAAUAUCGAAAUACAUUGCGUCUUUGAAUAACUUUUAAAGUGUAUUAAAAAUCAAACUAUAAGUUAUUUUUAAAAGUAGCUGAACAAAUGUUGAUCAGUAUGAGGAAUACAGCCUACAGUUAAAUUUUUUACUCGUAUUACAGGCCACACCCGGUAUUUAUAAAUAUUUUGUCAUCUUUUUUACUGACAGUGGGGUUUGUCAGACUAUAUUGCAGGCCGUUUCAUUAAUGCUAAGUGACCUAAAACAUAUAGGUAAUUUUAACAUUUUAGCUAAAUUGGAUACGAUUUAUAAUAAUAAAAUAGUUGUCCUAAAAAUAGGCCAGUGGGUCUUACGAGGCUAUUGUAAUAAGAGACCUUUCGUGCUAAUUAUUUUUACCUGAAAUGUUUAAACGUAUUUUCAACACUAUUGCGAACGAAAUUCAUUAACUAAAUUUCUUUAUUUCGCUUCGUGCGAAAAAAGAAUGACAACUCGUAUCUAUAAGUAAUAAUAAUCGUUUUGCACCAGUUUCACAUUUUGAACUUCUCUCACUUUUGAAAUUAUCAUGAUUUUUAUAAAUAAUGUAAUGCAGCGACAUCUCUAGCCAAUUUUUGUAACUACAAUAAUAAUAUCUGAUAAUAUGUAACGGGUUGAGAGGCGGUACCUCAAUGUGGCGCACGCUACGCACGCAAGUCAAAAUGGGUGGGUAAAUAGGGUUGACUGUGAAUUAAGCCUCGAUCGAGUCUUAUUAAAAAUCGGGGGCUCAAGGCUUCUGUAAUGAUUAGAACUAGAGAUGCCACGAAUAUUCGGCAAAUAUUCGGUAUUCGGCCACUUUGCCGAAUAUUCGGUAUUCGGCCGAAUGUUGCCUACUAUUCGGCCGAAUACCAAAUAUCUGUUGCACCUACCUAAAAAGAAAAAUUACAUAAAAUAAUAACCAAAAACUGGGAAUAUUUAAUAUUUAAAAAGUAUUAUUGGAAAGUAAUUAAAUACGAAGGCACGUUUAUGAGCAUUUGUUCAUUACAAAAUAUUUUAUUUUUAUCAUGGGUCUGAUUUGAUUGACUCUAACUACAUUCGUUAAUUAUGUUCAACUUAAAAAUAUAUAUUUUAGCAAACGUUGUGCUUUAUUGUUGUCGAACAGGGGACCGAUUUUUGAAAUUCGACCACUCGGUUUCGUGUAUUUCGUUAAAUGAUAUCUCCGCUACUAGGCGUUUAAAUUCUACUAAUAGAAUUGAAAUCGAGUGGUCAAUACAACUAGAUUCCAAAUUUCGAUCGCUCGUAUUUCAAAAAUUUCAAUUUCGCCGUUUUCCACCGAUUUUCGAAUGACGAAAUCGAGUGAUCGAAAUUCAAAAAUCGGCCCCCAGUUUUCAUAAUAAUUGUAACUCAAAAUAUUCGCAUCUCGGUCGCCGACUAUUCGAUAUUCGGCCGAGAGAGGGGCCGAAUAUUCGGUAUUCGGCCAAAUUCACUAUUCGGGGCAUCUCUAGUUAGAACGCAAAUUUUACCCAGUCUAUAGAAGCUCAACUGUAUGGGCAGUCCCUAGAAAAAAAUAAACGUGUGUGUGCGUCCGUGUUACGCUGUGGGAUAUCGUUGAAUAACUUGUUUCACAUUUUUAUAGGCCGAGAGGUCUCGUGUACCGGGCGCGAUGCCUGUUCAUUUUAAAAUAUAGUAAAAUUUUGGAAAUACUGUGAUGCCAAAAUAUAAUGAAGAUUAUGUGUAAAGUUAAAUAGAGUUUUGUUAAUUUAUGAAUAGAGUUUAUCUUCAGUCUAUUUAUUGCUUUUAGUAAUAAAUAUAAUUGCGAAA
Molecule: messenger RNA, 11943 nt
Organism: Cydia fagiglandana
Lineage: Eukaryota; Metazoa; Arthropoda; Insecta; Lepidoptera; Tortricidae
Exons: 35
Coding region: 168-8234 (2688 amino acids)
Biological process (GO): lipid transport; lipoprotein metabolic process
Cellular component (GO): extracellular region
Molecular function (GO): protein binding; lipid binding
Source: RefSeq, a predicted model, not a curated record